CAUAUACAACAAUGACAACAAUAAAUAAAAUGGCAGGACAUGUAAAAAAUAAGUUCCAUUAAAGUUCUUAUUAAAUUUGUUUUUCUUGCACUGGAAGUUUAUAGUAAAAGAAUUACGUUAGUGUUAAUUAUUAGUGUUGUGUUUAAUAUGGCCAGGAGACGAGACAUAUCUCAUGAAGAAAUUGUAAAACAAUUUAGCUUACCUGAACGUCAGUCAAAAAUUGAUACUCUUCUCAAGCAGGAUGGACAGGCUUAUUGUCUUUGCAGAUCUUCUGAUAGUUCCAGAUUCAUGAUAGCAUGUGAUGCUUGUGAAGAAUGGUAUCACGGAGAUUGUAUAGCCAUUUCUGAGAAAGAAGCCAAGCUAAUAAAGCAAUAUGUUUGCAUAAGAUGUCAUGAAGAAGAUCCUACACUCAUUACACGGUGGAAGACCAAACGUGAGGAUAACUAUACUGAUAAGGAGGAACAUAGAUCCCGAAAACGGAAGGAUCGUAGUGAAAAUAAGAUAGACAAGAAAAAGAAGAAAUGUGGAGAUUGUAUGGGAUGCUACAGAACAGAAGAUUGUGGUCGGUGUGAUGUUUGUACAAGGAAAUUUAAACACAGUAGACAAAAAGAACGUUGCAAGCAACGUAUUUGUGUUAAUUAUGGGGGGAGCCAUAAUCGUCGCAAAAGGAGGGAUUCCACCUCAGAUAAUGAACCCAAUACAGCAACCCAUUUAAUGACAGACUACCCCCGACAGUGUUAUGGCCCUGGAUGUAGCAAUAGUGCACGCUAUGGCUCCAAAUAUUGUUCAGACGUCUGCGGAAUUCGUCUCGCAACCAAUCGUAUUUGUCAAGUGUUACCGCAAAGAAUACAAGAAUGGGCCCUCAGCCCUUGUAUUGCUGAAGAAAAAAAUAUUAAAGCUCUUGACCAAGUGAGAAAGCAGCAGCUUGAAGUAAGGCAAAUUUUACAAGAAUUAGAUAAACGCCAUGGGGAAUUGGACCUUAUCAUAGACAGAGCAAAAAAUGCUAGUAUUGUUCCAAACCAAGAGACAGACAAUGACGAUGACACCGAGAUUUCAACAUACUGUAUUACUUGUGGUCACGAGAUUCACUCAAAAACAGCCAUUAAGCACAUGGAAAAGUGUUUUAAUAAAUAUGAAUCACAGGCAACGUUUGGGUCCAUAUUUAAAACAAAAAUUGAAGGUAAUUUUUGUUGUAAGAAUACUAGAUCUUCCCCUAUCUACCAGUCACUGUGAGCUCGAAACUGUUAG
This is a messenger RNA of Agrilus planipennis (emerald ash borer), 1248 nucleotides long. RefSeq names its product CXXC-type zinc finger protein 1-like. Gene Ontology annotation, biological process: positive regulation of DNA-templated transcription. The transcript is spliced from 5 exons. Bases 148 to 1233 code for a protein of 361 amino acids. NCBI's taxonomy places the organism in Eukaryota, Metazoa, Arthropoda, Insecta, Coleoptera, Buprestidae. The record is from RefSeq and is a predicted model, not a curated record. Gene Ontology annotation, cellular component: Set1C/COMPASS complex. Gene Ontology annotation, molecular function: DNA binding; zinc ion binding.